AUGGCAGAUGGGUGGACUGAUCGUUGUAGGAGAACUCUUAUCAAUUUUCUAGUUUACUGCCCAAAAGGAACUAUUUUUCUCAAGUCGGUUGAUGCUUAUAAUGCUUCUAAAACUGCAGAUUUCUUGUAUAAGCUUUUUAGAGAUGUAGUGUUGCAUGUUGGCCCUGAAAAUGUUGUUCAGAUUGUGACUGAUAAUGCUGCAAAUUAUGUUGCUUCUGGAAGGUUAUUGGAGGCUGAGUUUCCUAAGAUUUUUUGGUCUCCUUGUGCUGCUCAUUGUAUAAAUGUGAUGUUACAUGACAUUGGGAAGCUAGAGGAAGUAAGUGUUGUUGUGUCUCAUGCUGCCACAAUUACCAAAUACAUAUAUAACCAUUGUCAUCCAUUGCAUUUGAUGAGAAAAUAUACAGGUGGAAGGGAAAUUCUUCGUCCAGCUCCUACUCGUUUUGCCACUAAUUUUAUUGCAUUACAAAGCAUAUUGGCUCAAAAAGAUGCAUUAAGGGCUAUGAUUGUGAAGCUUACUGAGCCACUUAUUCGCGUGUUACGUAUUGUUGACAAUGAAAACAAACCUGCCAUGAGUUUUCUUUAUCAAGCUAUAUUUAAAGCUAGAGAGGAGAUGAUAAAGAGAUUUCAAAGAAACAAAAAGAAGGUGGAACCUUACUUGAAAAUCUUAGAUCGUCGUUGGGAUUCACAGCUUCGCAAAAAUCUUCAUGCUGCUGGUUAUUUGUUGAAUCUAGGUUGUCGUUACAAUGAUGAAGAAUUUGAAAAACAUAAGUUCACAACAUCAGGCCUUUUGGAUGUCAUUGAGAAAUUUGCUUAUGCAGAUCCUGAUUUAAAUUCUAAGUUGACAAGUGAGAUGAGAAUAUUCAAAAAUGCUGAGUUAGAUCUUGGAAGGCCAUCUGCUAAACACGAACGAAAUACCGUGAUGCCAGAUCAAUGGUGGGAAUCUUAUGGAUGUGGUGCACCAAAUUUGCAAAAAUUGGCUAUUCGUGUUUUAAGUCAAACAUGUAGUGCUUCGAGUUGUGAACGCAAUUGGAGUGCAUUUGAACAUAUUCAUUCGAAUAAGAGAAAUAGAUUAGAGCACCAAAAGCUUAAUGAUCUUGUCUAUGUCCGUUACAACUUGAGGCUGGCACAAAGGAAUCGAUUGAAGAAUCAAAACUAUGAUCCAAUAAAUUUUGAAACAUUUGAGGACCAUUCUAAUUGGGUACUAGAGGAUUCACCACCAUACUUAACAGCUGAAGAAAUGGAAACCUUACGGAAUGAGCUUGCAAAUAUGUCCAUUCAACCAACUCUAGAUGAUAAUGAUCAAUUAAAUUUGGAUGAUGAUGAUGAUGAAGAUGAGGCACAAGACAACACCAUAGAAAAUGCAAAUCAAACUGAAGGCAAUGUUGGUCAAGCUUUGGAUUUAUUUGAUGAAGGAGGAGAUGAUGAAUUAAUUGACACAACUUUGCCUCAGUGGGCAUAA
Messenger RNA from Gastrolobium bilobum, 1458 nucleotides. RefSeq lists its product as uncharacterized. The transcript has 5 exons. Gene Ontology annotation, molecular function: protein dimerization activity. The coding region runs from base 1 to 1458 and encodes 485 amino acids. Lineage: Eukaryota; Viridiplantae; Streptophyta; Magnoliopsida; Fabales; Fabaceae. The record is from RefSeq and is a predicted model, not a curated record.